CCAUGAAGAGCUAUCUCUAUUGGCUGUACUGCCAGUAUGAACUAAUCACCUGCAGCUACCUCAUGGAGCCCUGGGAAAAACUGCUCUUCUACAGUUUUAACAUUGCUGUGGUAGCUGUGAUAAUAUACACUGCUUACCUCUUUAUCCCUGCCCAUAUUAGCAGGGCUUUUCAAUUCUUCUUACACUUACUUGGAAAUCAACCUGAAAAUACUGCUUCUAUCAUGAAAUAACUGGCAUCAUGACACUGGCUUUUAGAUCCAAGAAGUAUUUUUCUUAAAACUUUUUUUUUUUUUUUUUUUAAGAAACAGGUUCAGAGUGUUUGCAAAUGCAAACAGGAUCUCUCUACAGUAUCUCUUACUGUUCUUCAAUGUAUUGGGACUCUGCGACAGCAUUAUUUUGACUGCUUUUUAAAGAGCUUUGAAUUUAAAAACCUGGGUGGAGUUACAAAGCUGG
Struthio camelus australis is the source of this 453-nucleotide messenger RNA. Lineage: Eukaryota; Metazoa; Chordata; Aves; Struthioniformes; Struthionidae. The record is from RefSeq and is a predicted model, not a curated record.